Messenger RNA from Moneuplotes crassus, 1596 nucleotides. NCBI's taxonomy places the organism in Eukaryota, Ciliophora, Spirotrichea, Euplotida, Euplotidae. The record is from the annotation of a GenBank genome assembly.
UAAAGAAUAAUGAUGGACUGGGUUACUAAGGAGAACCUUGAUAAAUACUCCGGUAAGCACUACAUGUCUAGAAUCCUUAAAAGGCUUUACAACUGGGUUUAGAGGAUACUUUGACCUAGCUAAUAUGUAUCUGUAGAGAUCCAGAGCAGAGAUAUCACCCCUUCGAAAUACUUGCAAUUAAAAUAAAUAUUAUAACUUGCCUGCUGAGGAGCAACCAUACGUUGAUCACAGGAACUUGUCUCCUGACUUAGACUGAGUGAAGAUGAAACCAAUGACCUCAGAAUUUAAAAUACGGAAGAAAUAAAAGUGAUCUUGGGGUUCACAAGAGUGCUAAAAUCCCUCCACAAGUUCUGAAGAUGCAUAAAUUACCUAAAUUUACUACUUUUUAUGAUAGAAGUAAGUCAAAAUAUCAGAAAAAUAUUACCGUUGGACGAAAUAAAGAGUCUCUUGAGAGCCAAGGAAAGAAGGAUGUCAGCCAACUCGGCAAAGAAUGCUCCAGAAGAGAACUCUUCCGGAAGUUACAGAACAUCGUUGAGAAGAGACUCACUAAGAAUGUCACUAAGAGAAAAGAAAAGAAAAUUUCCACUGGAAAACCAAGGAAUCCAGAGAUUGACGAAGAUCACUUUAUUAAGCUCAUACUUAGGAAGAAGAUAGAUCCUCUAAAGAAGGAGUUUUCUGACAAUUCUUUGUUCAAUAUGAGUACCAGGAUUGAGAAAGUCAGGAACAGAAACCAUAAGACUCAGAUUACUUCACCAGUAAAGAUCCAGAAAUUUGGGAUAUCUGUUGGGAAUAGGUCGAGUUACAAAACAAAAUUCCUUGAUAAAUCUCUGCCUGGGAACUUCAAGCAUUUUAGCUCAUACCACUCAGAGGAUAAAAAGAAAUAUGGACGGAAGCUAGUCAAGACUAUUUAUGGACACUCAAUGCAGUCUUAUAAGCACAGACUGCUUCAGAGGAACCAGAUGUUGAAGAAGCAGACUACUAAAGAGAAGGAUGUAUAUGAUAGCAUAAAAAGUUUUAAUGGGAUCAAUAUAAGCAGCAGCACGAGUCCCAAGAGGAAAGACCAAUCAGUUGGAUGUGGAGUGUCUGAAAAUAGAUCUUCUAAUACAAGUAAAAGUGAUUUGGUUUCUUAUGAAACUCUUCCCCAAAAGGAUGAAUCCAGGCUUUGUUUUGUAAACCAAAUGUACCACCCUACUAUAAAUCCUCCUCCAGAAAGUAACAAAGACAUCAGAAACGACUUAGGAGCAAUACUAGAUCCGGAGCCUUCCCCCAGGCCUGUUACUAAACCAAUUGCUUCAAACAAAUUUAAGAUAAAAAUUCAGUACAAAAAUAACCAGGAUAAAUCAAUCGAGUUCCAUCCAUUCACGGAGAAUCCUGAGGUAGCUGACAAAUCCCCUUGUGUAUCUCCCUUGUUAUACUCUCUAGGUUAUCAAGAAGAGCAAUGAUUCUUUACUUAGUAAUUUCACUUGCAAGUUCCCUUUAAAGUCAAGUUCAAGAAAACCAAGGAAGAGGAACAGGUUCAAUUCAAGGAUUGCAUUGAAGAGCAGAAUCAGAGGAGUUAACAAGUGGUAAUUCCACAACAAUUUUAUAAGUGUUUCA